AUGGCCAGAGGCCACGUCCCUCUAAGGCUUCAUCCGGAGGAGGCUAUGGCCCGCUCUGGAGCGCAGGCAUUGGCAUUGCUAGAAACCAACACCGCAAAUGUCCUAACUAUAAGUCUCUACACAAUGCCUUACCACAUCUACUCUUCAUCAAUGGACCUUGCCCUCUCCAACACAUCUAUCAUCACAUAUCCUAUUGGCGUAUUACAAGCCGCCAAUGGAGACGGAGGCAAGGAUCCAGGCUACAUUGUCCUGAACAAUGGCGACACUGGCAAGGACCCUGGUGCCCGCGAGACAGAGACUCAAGGCAUCAGCGCUCUCCUCUUCGCAUGCUGCAGCGAUCGUUCCUCUUCAGAAGCCUAG
Messenger RNA from Aureobasidium melanogenum CBS 110374, 360 nucleotides. RefSeq lists its product as uncharacterized. The record is from RefSeq and is a predicted model, not a curated record. The transcript has 2 exons. The coding region runs from base 1 to 360 and encodes 119 amino acids. NCBI's taxonomy places the organism in Eukaryota, Fungi, Ascomycota, Dothideomycetes, Dothideales, Saccotheciaceae.